Molecule: messenger RNA, 4228 nt
Organism: Bombus terrestris (buff-tailed bumblebee)
Lineage: Eukaryota; Metazoa; Arthropoda; Insecta; Hymenoptera; Apidae
Gene: AGO3
Product: piwi-like protein Ago3
Exons: 12
Coding region: 990-3698 (902 amino acids)
Biological process (GO): regulatory ncRNA-mediated gene silencing
Cellular component (GO): P granule
Molecular function (GO): protein binding; piRNA binding
Source: RefSeq, a predicted model, not a curated record
CGAAGGUAACUACGUGUCAAGGAGAGUACGUCUUAUCAUCAGCAGAAACUAGCAAUGCUAGAGGAAUGCAGCAGCAAGGGCUUCUAAAGAAGAAACCUAAUACUUUCGGAAGAACAUCAGCAGAAAUAAUUACGUGCCAAACUCCGCGCUACCAUGGAAUAAACCGUCACGUGAUAAUUAUACCAUGAUAGUUUUAGUAUAAAUAAGCGUAGCCACUUGGAGCAAAGUUUAGUUGAGUGAAAAAUUAGUCGAGAGUUAAUAUCAAGUUGAGCGAAGAAUUUAGUUAAGUUGAGAUUUAGUCGAAUAGAGUCGAGUUGAAUUAAGAGUUAAGAGUUGAGUUGAGUUUUUUAGAAAACUAUUUAAGAGUGUAGUAUCGUGAACAAAAGGCCUAAGAGAUAUCGGGUGAACUAUAAACAAUGUCGCGAGAAAGCCGAGGUAUCGACAGGCCCAUCAAUGUGUCGUCGGUCCUUCGAUCGAAUAGUUUCGUGGAAAGGACCUACGUGACCCUGACUACGAGCGGUUACGGAACACGUGCGUGGUGGGGUUAAGACAAAAGAGAUGCUAAGGGAGAAAGAUGAAUUAGCAGGCAGUGUCAGUGGAAAAGUCGCAGAGUGUUAGUUGAAAAGUCAAAGAGUGCGAACUGCGUAGUUGUCUUAACUGCAGCACGUUGCUGUAUUUAGUUCACGUUAAUCAACCAUCGUUUCCUGUUCAAUCAACGUCUGUACAAUCCAUUUAUUGUAAAUAAACUAAUUGUAGUAUAAGAUCCUACAAGAGUGAACAUCAAGAAGUAAAUCUGAACAGCCAGUCGUUCAUUGUUCGUUAGUCGUUAAUCAGGAGUUGAAAGCAUACAGUACGCGAGUUGAAAUCAGUCAGUCUUCAAGCAAUUAUACUUAAACAGUUUAAUCAAUAUAUUACUUAGUGCGAUAUUUCCAAUUCAAUCCAAAUAAAGUGCAAUCGGUAGUAUAUAUAAGCAAGUAUAUAUAUGAAAAAUGGAAGAAGAUAAGGGAAAACAAAUUGGUAAAGGAAGAGGAGCUAUUCUUUUAAGGCUCAUGAAAGAAAGGGAACAAUCUGAAGAUGCAGCUAUAAAAUCUUCAUCAAAAAGUCAAAGUCAAACACAAUAUAAUGUACCUAAUCUAUCUGAAAUACCAUCCAGUUCUAAGACAGGACAUGGAAGAGGUACUUUAUUAAGCACAUUAAAAUCAAUGAUACGUGCUAGUGCAUCAAGUUCUAAACCAGUAGAAGUAGCUGGUCCAGGUAGAGAGUUGUCAAUCAAGAAACCUAAAGCUGCUGGCUUAACUGAAAAACAAUCAGACAUUGCUGUACAAUCUUUUGAUGAUGCAGGAGUAUUAGGUAAAUUAACCGAUAUGACAAUACAGGAAACAAAAAGUACAUCUGAACCAUAUUCAGCAUUUAAACCAAAAUGUCGACAAGGAAUAGGUGGAACUUCAGUACAGUUAAGUGGUAAUUAUAUAAGCCUCAAAUUAAGUUCUGGAAAAGGGUUGUUCAAUUAUGAAGUCAAGUUUAAUCCUGAUAUUGAGUCAAGACCACUUCGUAGAAAACUUCUUAAUCAACAUUUACAAGCACUUGGACGAACAAAAGUAUUUGAUGGAGUAACACUCUAUUUACCACAGAAGUUACAGCAAGAUAUAAUUAUCCUUGAAUCUAUACAUCCUAUGGAUCAGUCAAAAGUGGAAUUAAAAGUAAUAUAUAAGAAACAACAAACCAUGUCUGAGAACAUUCCAUUUUUCAAUGUUUUACUUGGCCGUGUUCUACGAUCGCUUAGUUUAGUUCGCAUUGGCCAACAUAAUUUUAAUCCAAAGGGAAUACAUCCUAUACCACAACAUAAAUUGGAAGUGUGGCCAGGCUACGCAACAGCAAUUACUGCAUAUGAAGGGGGUUUAAAAUUAUGCAUAGAUGCACGGCAUCGUGUUAUGCGUACAGAAACGAUACGUGAUAUAAUGAUCAACUUCGGAGGUAAACCGAAUUUCAAAGAUGCCGUUGUAAGGGAAUUAAUUGGGUUAUCCGUUUUUACAAGAUAUAAUAAUAAAACCUAUCGUGUUGAUGACGUUGCAUGGGAUAAGGAUCCGACAUAUGAAUUUAUAAAAGGAACUGAAAAAGUUUCUUUAGUAAAUUAUUAUAAGUUUCAUUGGAAUAUAGAGAUAAAAGACAAAAAUCAACCACUUUUAGUUCAUUGUGAUAAAUUUAAAUCAUCUACUGGUCAGACACAAGAAAAAAUGAUAUUGUUGGUUCCUGAGCUAUGUUACUUAGCAAGUUUGAGCAAUAGUGUUCGUUCAGAUUUUAGAAUUAUGAAGGAUCUCAUGGCAGUGACUCAAAUGACUCCCAAUGCCCGACGUGAUAUAAUUAGACAUUUUGUGCAAGAAAUACAAAAUAAUGAUGUACCACGGGGAAUAUUAGCUGAGUGGGGUUUAUAUCUGGAACCUGAUGUAAUAAAAUUUACAGGCAGAAUUCUUGAAUCUGAGUGCGUUUUCUUUGGUAAAAAUACAAAAGUUACACCUUCACUUGAUCGUCCUGUAGAUUGGGGUUCAACAGUAUCUAGAAAUGCUCUUUUAAGAACUCCUAAUCUGAAUCAUUGGUUUAUCUUGUAUUGCCAAAAAGAUACAAGAUGUACACAAGAGUUUGCUGGUAUGUUCAAAAAUGUUACAAAAGUUAUGGGUAUGAAUGUUAGAGACCCACACAUGAUUUGCUUAAGAGACGAUAAAAUUGAAACAUAUGUACAAGCACUAAGAAAGAGUAUCCAACAAACGGCUAAUCUAAUGGUUAUCGUGUUUCCUACAAACAGAACUGAUAGAUAUUCUGCGGUAAAAAGAGUAUGCUGUGUAGAAAUGCCUGUAGCUUCUCAAGUAAUUAUGUCUAGAACUAUUUCUCGUGGUGACAAAUUAAAAAGCAUAACAGAAAAAAUUGCUUUACAAGUUAAUUGUAAGCUGGGUGGAGCACUUUGGGCUUUAGCUAUACCUAUGGACAAUUGCAUGAUAUGCGGUAUAGACGUAUAUCAUGCAGGUAAUGGCCAAUCAAAAGGGAGUGUUGCAGGCUUUGUAGCAAGCCUAGAUAAGCUAUUGACAAUUUGGCACAGUAAAAUCUGUAUACAAGGUAAACGUCAAGAGAUAGUAGAUAUGUUGCAAAUGUGUUUAAUUUCGGCUGUAAAAGCCUACCAUAGACAUAAUACUCGUUACCCAGAUCGUAUUAUCAUAUAUCGAGAUGGAGUUAGCGAUGGACAAUUAGAGAUUGUUGUCAAGUAUGAGAUAAAACAGCUAUUAGCAGCAUUUAAAGCUAUAGAAAUAAAUUACGAACCAACAUUAACUGUAAUAAUAGUUCAAAAACGCAUUAAUACCCGGAUAUUUGAGAAAUCUAGCUCGGGAUUGAGGAACCCUUCACCAGGAACAAUUGUGGAUUGUUACAUAACAAAACCAGAUGUCUACGAUUUCUUCUUAGUUUCUCAAAACAUACGUCAAGGAACAGUAUCGCCAACUCGCUAUAUCGUUAUAUAUGACAGUAGAAAUAUGAAACCUGAACAUAUACAACGACUAACGUAUAAGCUUUGUCAUUUGUAUUACAAUUGGCCUGGUACUAUAAAAGUUCCAGCUCCUUGUCAAUAUGCACAUAAGCUCGUUUCUCUCAUUGGACAAAAUAUACAGCUAGAACCACAUCAAUCGCUUGCCGAUACAUUAUAUUACUUGUAAGUUUUAUAUAUGACUCAACAUCCUAGGAUGUUGUUAAUCAGAUCUGGAUGCCAAAUAAUUUAGUAUGAAUCAUAAGUACUUAUUAGACUGAUACUGACAUAAGGGAUUUAAUAUGUUCACACAAAUAUAGUUUCAUGUUUCACUGACAUAUAAAUUUAAAAAGUAUUAUAGAAGAGAUAAAGCUAUUUUUUUGUAAGGUACUACUAAGUCAUUUUUUCUGUCAUAUAUUAAUAUAUGAUAAUAAUAUCAGUAUUAAGACCACUGCUGAAUAAGCUGUUUUAAUUGGUAAGUUAUAUUUCUUUACUCUAUAUAACUAUUACCAAAACAUUGUCAGGGAUAAAGAUAGCAAUUUUGCAAAUUCAUAAAUAAAAUGUUAUAUUUGGAUAAGUAUAGUUUAUAUAUAUACAUAAAAUGUAAUUUAGAAAUUUUAUAUCAUGUCCAUAUAAAUACUUCUCGAUUAUUAUGUAUAAAAUUAAACUGAACUAUUCAACAAUAAAAACAAAUAUUUUAUAUUUUUGUUACAAAUAUAA